Messenger RNA from Exserohilum turcica Et28A, 339 nucleotides. RefSeq lists its product as uncharacterized. The transcript is spliced from 2 exons. The record is from RefSeq and is a predicted model, not a curated record. Lineage: Eukaryota; Fungi; Ascomycota; Dothideomycetes; Pleosporales; Pleosporaceae. The annotation marks the transcript as partial.
AUGGACUUUGUCAACAAGUUUACCGGCGGCCAGGGCCAGAGCGCCAACGAGCAAGUCGUCCAGGACAAGAGCUCGUCGGGCCAGCAAGCAGAGGGCUCCUCAGGCUUCCUCGGCGGCAUCGGCAACAAGCUGAACGAGGCGGCUGGGGGCGGCAAGGCCAGCGAGAAGAACGAAGACUACCUUGACAAGGGCGUCGACUUUGUCCAGGAAAAGGUCCUCGGCCAAGGCCCCCAGGACAACGAGUCUGCCGUCGAGCAAGCCAAGGACGAGCAGAUUAGCGACUUUAUCCGUGGACAGUACAAGAACACGACUGGCUCGGAUUUCCCCAUCAAAGACAAG